Momordica charantia (bitter melon) is the source of this 1486-nucleotide messenger RNA. Its product is annotated as protein ENHANCED DISEASE RESISTANCE 2-like. Lineage: Eukaryota; Viridiplantae; Streptophyta; Magnoliopsida; Cucurbitales; Cucurbitaceae. The record is from RefSeq and is a predicted model, not a curated record.
CUUCCGCUCCCCACUCCCAGAGAUAAAGGAGAAGAAAGAGUUUGUUUAGACCUCAGAGAAAAAGAGAGAAAAAGAGAGAGAAAGAGAGAGCUCGAAGCCAUGUGCCCCACGAAGCAGAAGCAGAAGCAGAAGCAAAACCACCGGAGCUUAGUCGGAGAACCGGCCGGAAGAUGCUCCGAACACGGCGAGUCCACGACGACGGCGGAUUGGAUUUCCGAGUCAAUCAACGGCGGAUCCUUGCGCCUCGUCGACCUACUCACCGGGAUAAACGGCUGGGCCUCGCCGCCCGGAGAUCUCUUCUAUCUCCGUUCUAAAACCUACUUGACGAAACGGCAGAAAGCUCCGUCCGGCGAUUAUCUGCUUUCUCCCGUCGGCGUCGACUGGCUCAAAUCCAGUACCAAACUCGACAACGUCCUCGCGCGUCCUGACAAUCGCGUCGCCCUGGCGCUGAGGAGAGCUCAAGCCCUAGGCAAGUCGUUGAAGAGCUUUAUUAUUGCCGUUAACAUUCAGGUGCCUGGGAAGGAUCAGUACAGUGCCGUAUUCUACUUCGCUACAGAAGAUCUGAUUCCAUCCGGCUCGCUUCUUCACCGAUUCGUCAAUGGUGAUGACUCUUUCAGAAAUCAGCGGUUGAAAUUGGUGAAUCGGAUCGUGAAAGGGCCGUGGAUCGUCAAGAAAGCGGUAGGCAAUUACAGCGCGUGUUUGUUAGGGAAGGCAUUGACGUGCAAUUACCACAGAGGACCUAACUAUUUGGAGAUUGACGUAGAUAUGGCGAGCUCGACGUUAGCCAGUGCGAUUUUGCACCUCGCGCUUGGAUACGUCACCAACGUAACAGUAGAUAUGGGGUUUCUGGCCGAGGGGCAGACCGAGGAGGAGUUGCCGGAGAGGCUAUUCGGCGCCGUCCGGAUAUGCCAGAUGGAGAUGUCGUCGGCGACCGUCGUGGACGCGCCGACAUUGGCGCGUGGAUUAUCAUGUGCGAAGGUGAAUCACCACAAACCCGGCGACGACGACGACGACGAUAACUAAUUCGAUUACCGAUCAAACGGCAGAGAUUUUGGUCUACAAUAGACGAGAAGCUGUUAGACUAUAAUCUUGUGAGAUUGGCGGUGGAAUCACUUUUCAAUAGAUGUCGAAAUAUGAAUAUUUYGCUCGAUUAAUUGGUAGCCAUCUGUACGAUUACGAAUUACCCUUUAACGAAGAAACUAGAAGCCGUCAAUGGAGGUGGGGACGGCGACGGCGACGGCGGCGGGAUUACGUCGAUUUGCUGUUUCUGGAAUGGGUUGUUGAUCUAUUCUGAAACUUUGAGUAUGGUGUGGGCCUGCCAAUGAUGUGGCCCACUAUAAAUAUAAAGAAAUUUAACAAUUUCUUCUUGGAAAAAUUUAAGUCCGUUUAAUUUCAUCCAAAUUUGCUUAUAAACUCAAAUUUAUGAAAUUCAAUUCUUAUGCUAUCUUGUAUAAACCAUAAACUUGUUAAGCAAGCAUCUUAGKUA